This is a messenger RNA of Gongylonema pulchrum, 504 nucleotides long. NCBI's taxonomy places the organism in Eukaryota, Metazoa, Nematoda, Chromadorea, Rhabditida, Gongylonematidae. The record is from the annotation of a GenBank genome assembly.
AUGGCUUUGCAGCAAGAUUCAUGCCAUGCCAAUGAGGAGGGUAAUGAGGGCGACGACGGUCGCACGGUGCAUCUGAUUUAUUCGGAGUACGAUUCCGCACCAUCGGAGACAGACGUCGAGGUUAUUGAGGGACCACAACAUUACUGGUGGACAAGCUCCAAGUCGCAUGGCAAGGAGGUGUGCCUGGUUUAUUCGGACUACGACGAGCCGAGUUCGGAGACGAGCGUCAAUAUGGACAAUUUUUUUCAUGAUCAGAAAAUUCAGGGCCGUGAGGUGCGCUUGAUUUAUUCGGAAUACGAGGAGCCGCCCUCGGAAACGGAAGUGGAAUACGAUGGCCGCCCAUGGUGCUCGAUUUUCGGUAAUCAAAAUCCUCAACAACUUUUCUUCAAGAAUACUGAACCAGAAAUGCGCCGUUUUCACGUAUACAGUUGGUUUGCGCUAUGUGGUCGAUUCCUUUCUCUAACUCCUUUUUUGGCCAUUUACCUUCCCUCUUCUUCUACCUGA